GCACUUCCGGCAGCGCCGGGGAGCAGUCCGCUACGGAGGUGAGUGCAGGGCUCCGGGCGCUGUGUGCCGUGCCCUGUCCCCCAGGCUCUGGGUCCGGUUGAGACGCACUCCCACCCUGGGUGCUGCAGGGUCUCCCGUGGCCUACGCUGCCAGGAGGCCCAGGCUGGGAGAGGGAGCAGGGCGGCGGCCCGGGGUGCUCUUCCGCGCUCCUCGACUCCAGCUUUGGUCUUUGUGGCUCAAUAGCUUGCGCCCAUUGGAAGGGGAAACGCACGUUGCUGUCCCAGCCACGAGGCCCUGAGCAUUUAGCACUUGGUCGACGGGGGAAGAUGUGUCGGUGCAGCUAAAAGAUGGAAUAUUUGCGGGCGUGAAGCGGCCCGAGGUGAUACCACAAGUCUUUUGACAUGCUGAGGUCUGGCAGGAACAUUAACCUAUGUGCAUCCCGAGUAUGGACCGUGUGCUCCCAGGCUCCUGACAUAGGGUCAUGAAUUAGGGCCGAGUGGGAGCGCAGAGCCCCUCCCAGUCACCCGGCAGCAGAAGCAGCCCGGCUUUUGGAGGACAUUGUCUCCUGGAGCAGUGUCAGUCCCAAAAGCCUCCAACCCCUAGAGCUCCAGCCCUUCUCUGAGACGGGGACCAGGGGAUGGCAGCCAUGCACCUGACAGCCUGGCCCCAGGGACUUCACGGAUCCCCUGAAGCUCAUCCAUGGACUUCCAUGGACUACAGGGCCUGAGCUAUGGAAUUGGCCCUAGGGCAGCAGGAACCUAUUGUUUCAGAAGUCGGUGACCUUUGAGGACGUGGCUGUGUACUUCACCCAGGCGGAAUGGGAUGGCCUGUCCCCUGCACAGAGGACCCUGUACAGGGAUGUGAUGCUGGAGAAUUAUGGGAAUGUGGCCUCCCUGGGAUUUCCACUUCUCAAACCUGCUGUGAUCUCACAACUGGAGGGAGGAAGUGAGCUGGGGGGCUCAUCUCCACUGGCUGCAGGAACAGGCCUCCAGGGCCUCCAGACUGAUGGAGUCUCGCUCUGUCGCCCAAACUGGAGUGCAGUGGCAAGAACUUGGCUCACCGCAACUUCCGUUUCCCGGGUUCGAGCAAUUCUCCUGCCUCAUCCUCCCGAGUAGCUGGAACUACAGUAGAUAUUCAGACUGACAAUGAUUUGACAAAGGAAAUGUAUGAAGGAAAAGAGAAUGUAUCAUUUGAACUUCAAAGAGACUUUUCCCAGGAAACAGACUUUUCAGAAGCCUCUCUUCUAGAGAAACAACAGGAAGUCCACUCAGCAGGAAAUAUAAAGAAGGAGAAGAGCAACACCAUUGAUGGAACAGUGAAAGAUGAGACAAGCCCCGUGGAGGAGUGUUUUUUUAGUCAAAGUUCAAACUCAUAUCAGUGUCAUACCAUCACUGGAGAGCAGCCCUCUGGGUGUACAGGAUUGGGGAAAUCCAUCAGCUUUGAUACAAAACUCGUGAAGCAUGAAAUAAUUAAUUCUGAGGAAAGACCUUUCAAAUGUGAAGAAUUAGUAGAGCCCUUUAGGUGUGACUCUCAACUUAUUCAACAUCAAGAGAACAACACUGAGGAAAAGCCUUAUCAGUGUUCGGAGUGUGGCAAAGCUUUCAGCAUUAAUGAGAAAUUAAUUUGGCAUCAGAGACUUCACAGUGGGGAGAAACCCUUCAAAUGUGUGGAGUGUGGGAAAAGCUUCAGCUACAGUUCCCAUUAUAUCACACAUCAGACAAUCCACAGUGGGGAGAAGCCCUAUCAGUGUAAGAUGUGUGGGAAGGCCUUCAGUGUUAAUGGAAGCCUAAGUAGGCAUCAGAGAAUCCAUACGGGAGAGAAGCCCUAUCAGUGCAAGGAAUGUGGAAAUGGCUUCAGCUGUAGUUCUGCAUAUAUUACACAUCAGAGAGUCCACACUGGAGAGAAACCUUACGAGUGUAAUGACUGUGGGAAAGCGUUCAAUGUUAAUGCAAAAUUAAUUCAACAUCAGAGAAUCCAUACUGGAGAGAAACCUUAUGAAUGUAAUGAAUGUGGAAAAGGCUUCAGGUGCAGCUCCCAGCUUAGGCAGCAUCAGAGCAUCCACACAGGAGAAAAGCCCUAUCAGUGUAAAGAGUGUGGAAAAGGCUUCAAUAAUAAUACAAAACUCAUUCAGCAUCAGAGAAUCCACACAGGUGAGAAACCCUAUGAAUGCACUGAAUGUGGAAAAGCCUUCAGUGUCAAAGGGAAGUUAAUCCAACACCAGAGAAUUCACACAGGCGAGAAACCCUAUGAGUGUAAUGAAUGCGGGAAAGCCUUCAGAUGUAACUCCCAAUUUCGGCAGCAUCUGAGAAUUCACACUGGGGAGAAGCCCUAUGAGUGUAAUGAGUGUGGAAAGGCCUUCAGCGUUAAUGGGAAACUAAUGCGGCAUCAGAGAAUUCACACUGGGGAGAAACCUUUUGAAUGUAAUGAGUGUGGGAGAUGCUUUACUUCUAAAAGAAACCUACUUGAUCAUCACCGAAUCCAUACUGGAGAAAAGCCCUAUCAAUGUAAGGAAUGUGGGAAAGCCUUCAGUAUCAAUGCCAAACUAACUAGGCAUCAGAGGAUACAUACUGGGGAGAAACCUUUCAAAUGUAUGGAAUGUGAGAAAGCAUUCAGCUGUAGUUCUAACUAUAUUGUGCACCAGAGAAUCCAUACAGGAGAGAAACCCUUUCAGUGUAAGGAGUGUGGAAAAGCCUUCCAUGUUAAUGCCCAUUUAAUUCGGCAUCAGAGAAGCCACACUGGGGAGAAACCCUUCAGAUGUGUGGAAUGUGGCAAAGGCUUCAGCUUUAGUUCUGACUACAUUAUACAUCAGACAGUCCACACUUGGAAGAAACCCUAUAUGUGUAGUGUGUGUGGGAAAGCAUUCAGGUUUAGCUUCCAGCUCAGUCAGCAUCAGAGUGUCCAUAGUGAAGGAAAAUCCUAAUAAUGAGAAAGAUAUAGAAAACUCUUAAGGUUAAUGCCAAAAUGGAUCAAGUAUCAUCAGAUUCAUCCAUUGAAAAACCUCCAAGAGGGCAUGAAUAUGGCAGAGUCUUCAUAUGGAAACAGUUUUUAUUCUAUUCAGUUUAAAUCAGGAAAGGAUGACCAGUUAAAGAGAAACAUCCAAAAAUAGCUUUGUUUUGUACCAACAGGAAUUAGAAAAUAUAAUGAAAAGAUUUCGUUCCCAGCAGCAUCAAGAAAAGUAGAUUUUCUAGAAAUAAACAGUUAUGGAGGACUUGUAUGGAGAAAUUUAAGUCUUCACUGAGGGCCACUUUACAAAGGAAAUUUGAAUAAAUGGAGAGAGAGAGAAGCCUUGUUGUUGGAUAGGAAAACCCGUACUAAAGAUACUCUACCUACAUUAAUUUAUUUGUUUAAUUUUUGACAACAAGCAUGUAUUACUUUUGAAAAGAUGAAAAAUAAAGAUUUAUUUAAAAAAGGAAAAA
Messenger RNA from Homo sapiens (human), 3416 nucleotides. RefSeq names its product zinc finger protein 23 (gene ZNF23). Gene Ontology annotation, cellular component: nucleus. The transcript has 8 exons. Gene Ontology annotation, molecular function: sequence-specific double-stranded DNA binding. The coding region runs from base 1163 to 2920 and encodes 585 amino acids. NCBI's taxonomy places the organism in Eukaryota, Metazoa, Chordata, Mammalia, Primates, Hominidae. The record is from RefSeq and is marked validated. Gene Ontology annotation, biological process: regulation of DNA-templated transcription.